Messenger RNA from Schistosoma margrebowiei, 1287 nucleotides. The record is from the annotation of a GenBank genome assembly. NCBI's taxonomy places the organism in Eukaryota, Metazoa, Platyhelminthes, Trematoda, Strigeidida, Schistosomatidae.
UGUAGAUUGAAGGCGUGGCUUAUUAAAUUAACCGUUACAAUAAUAGUACUCGGAAAUGAAACAUAAACGGGAUUUAAAGCUACUACUUCAUCCAUACUUUAUCGUGAAUAUGCUACUUAGCGCUCUUUUUUUUAUAUCAAAAACUGUCCCAUUAUUUUGUACAUGGAUGUAUGAUGAUUGUUACAUCAAUCUCCAAGAAUAUGAAAUGUUGAUAUUUUUAGGAAGCUUCGUCGCAUUGCGCAAUAAGCGUCAAUUCUCUAUUCCCGAUUAUCUUGCUCAUUUUUUCAUGUUUGCUAAAAUCGUUAGUCUACUUAUGUUCUGGAAACAGAAUGUUGUAUAUGCCAUAUUAUAUGGUGUUUUAUGGUUAGUACAAGCCUGUUUUUUACAACAACCUGUUUAUAAUGGACCCGAUAAAGUUUUAUAUUUGCGAGAUACUACUUUUGAACAAGAAGUUAUUCGUGGUAACCCUAAGGUAACAUGGCUCGUUGCUUUUUAUACUGUGUGGUCACCUGCGUGUACUAAACUACAACCUAUUUUUGCAGAACUGUCAGAAGAAUUUGGAACAGAUCUUAUGAAGUUUGGCAAAAUCGAUGUAAUACGAUAUCCAGAUGUCGGUGUCAAACAUAACAUUGAUACAUCCUCCUGGUCUAAACAGCUUCCUACUCUGAUUUUAUUUCGUCAAGGUCAUGAACUGACACGCAGACCAGCUAUAAUCAAUACACCUAAGAAAACAGUACAGAAAUUCACAUUCACUUGGGACAAUAUGAUCAAUGCUUUUUCAUUAAAUGAAAUAUACACUAACCAGAAACAAACUUCUGGCGCUGCAAAUCAGUGUGGUUCAGCUGGUUCAACAGAUGAAGAUAAGAAAAACCUGUGAAAACAUACGGUUUCAUCGAGAUAUUGCGUUAGGUACUUUAUCUAGUCUUUCUUAUAUCUUUUAUUUGAACGACCUGCAUCUGUAAAUUAAUUUCACCAGUUAAUUUUUUCGGUACUCAAAGCCAAAUUUUUACUCAGUUAAAUUGACUUCCAUAGUUGGAUGCCUUGGUUUUAAUCCUUAGUUACUUCUGUCUUAAUGUUAUGUACAAAUUUAAGUACUCUUUAAAUGUCUUAUAUUGUAAAAAUGUUUUACUCCGAUUGAUAAACAGCUUGCAAGCAUGCUGUUGAUAGACUAGUAGUAACCAUGUAUUUUUUUAAACACUUGUUUACUGAUCAUGUGUCGCAUGACAACAGCUAUUACUGUUUAAAGUAAAUUAGAUAAAAUAAGAUGUUAACUCAUGAGUUGGUGAA